Molecule: messenger RNA, 942 nt
Organism: Colletotrichum lupini
Lineage: Eukaryota; Fungi; Ascomycota; Sordariomycetes; Glomerellales; Glomerellaceae
Exons: 4
Coding region: 1-942 (313 amino acids)
Source: RefSeq, a predicted model, not a curated record
AUGUCUCGCCUCUUGCCGGGUACUUGUAUCGCUCUCCCCGUACCGUUCCUGAGUCUUGUUGCACCUCCUAUUCCCAUCCCUCCUGUGCCUCCUGAAUCCUGUCCCAACUUGGCUACUGCUUCUCAGCCCGUAACAUCUCUCCAGCUGAGAAUAGCAUCUGAACCAAGUAUUCUCUUCCCUCUUCGGCCCCUGUCCUGCGGGUUUUUCUUCUUCUUCCUGCAGACAUACACUCCUCACCCCGCCAUCCACCCACAGUGCCACUGGAUUUCUCUUGGAACUUGGAAUCUUGCACCACUGUGCCACCCCGUCACCCCGUUUUUGUCAGCAAUAUCCCCAGCACAAGGUACCAAGCAGCGCAGCAGCAACAGCGACCAGAACCCAGCUAACCAACCAAACCUCCCAGCCCAGCGGCGCCAGAUUGUCUCACCACACACGUACCGUCCGUCCACCCCCAAAAAAGAAGCCAAAGGCCUACGCAGUAAGAGAGGGGGCGGAAUUUGCGGGGUUCCUCCAGCACAACGAUCCAACGAGCGUCUUUGUACGCCAACCUUGAACCUCCACCAACAAAUCACGACCCCAGAGCGACCACUCCUCUCUCUCUCUCUCUCACUCACACAUACAUACCCUCUCUCUUUGAAUCCUCUCCUACCCGUACCCGUGCUCGUACCGUACCGUACCUUACUCUUUGGUACCGUACCUACCUGUGCAUUAUCUACCGCACCCCCAAAAACACCAAACAACAAUCUUUAUUCCUCGCCCCGCCUCGACUCGCUUCGCCUCACCCCAAAGGCUCACCUAAACCUCACCUCACCACCUCGCAUUCUCUCGACGGCACUCUCCUCACCUUCGAUCGCACGCACCAUCAAUCACCCCGACUUUGACUUCUCAACACCCAUUUCCAUCGUCACUAGUCCGAUUCGCCAUCUGCGCAUUCGGCAAUAA